AUUAAACACAGACAUAUUGUGAGGCUCUUAGGUUAUUGUGCAGAUCUGGGAGGAGAAAUCCUAGUUUGCGAGUUCAUCAACAAUGGCACUCUUUACGAGCAUAUUCAUGGAAAAAGCGAAGGAUCAUCAACGCUCUCAUUCCAAAUGCGAAUGAAGAUAGCAGUAGAAAUCUCAGCAGCACUAGAAUACUUGCACUCCUCCUCCUCUACUUCCAAGAAUAAAUCAAUCGUACAUCUAAAUGUGAAUUCGAAAAGAAUACUAUUAGAUAAGAAUUACAGGGCAAGAUUGGCCAACUUUAGAGAGGCAAAAGUGAUUCCUCAAGAUCAAACUCAAAUACAAGGCACCCUGCGAGGUUUAGCCGGAUACUUAGACCCUGAAAAUAAACAAUCAAAAAAGUUGUCAACAAAGAACGACGUCUAUAGCUUUGGAGUGGUCCUAGUUGAGCUACUGACAAGCCAGAAAGCAUUUUGUGGUGAAAAGCCUAAGGGACAGAGAGGCCUAGCAAAGUUAUUUGCUCGUUCAGUGGAAGAGGGUCGCUGGGAUCAAAUUCUUGAUGGUAAAAUAAUCAAGGAGGAAAAUUUGGAGACAGCCAAGAAAGUGGUUGAUCUCGCAAAAAGCUGUUUAGGGUUGCAAAAUGAAAGGCCUUCCAUGAGAGAAGUAGCCAUGAAGCUCGAGGUUAUGGCAUGGGAUUAUUCAGCUGCUAAGGGACUGGCUAAGUUGAAUUUCUCUCCAUCUCCCAAAGAGACCGAUGAGUUGCUUGGGUCACCUUCAAACGCUCAACUUCUUCAUGUCAGACGUGAACAUGAUGAAUCUUUUGGCCGUGCAGAGUUAUACGACGACAGCAGCUUGCAAAAUCAAAUCGAAAUUAAUGUCGAACUCGUAUGA
Prunus avium (sweet cherry) is the source of this 885-nucleotide messenger RNA. Lineage: Eukaryota; Viridiplantae; Streptophyta; Magnoliopsida; Rosales; Rosaceae. The record is from RefSeq and is a predicted model, not a curated record.